UGUUUCUCCCUUUGUGGUGCUCAAGCUGGGAUCCACGUGGCCACCCGUGUUGGCCAGUGCCGGGUAAGACUUCCUAAGCACUCCUGCAUCUCUUUCCCAUCCCAACACGUCUCGUGCUGUGUGCUAAGUACCCCAGGAGAUCUGGGGAUCCUGUCUCCUAGGCUUCGCUUGAGGCCUUUAGUACCUUCCAGGAGGCCUACACGUUGUAAGUACUCAGGGUAUCUUUGUCCAGGAAAUAGACUCAAUGGGUUUGGGCCUCUCAGUUAUUCUGCCGCUUGAAAGGUCUGGUCAACUCUGAUGUGACAGACACUUGUAGACAGGUUACUUUCUCUAGUACAUUUUCUUUUUCUUUAAUUCCCACCUACCUCUCUUCAAGGGACAGAGCCUCCACCCGAGGACGGUUACCCGGCUUCCUGCACGUAGCACACGAUUGGCCGUUGUACCCUGCAGAAGUAAAGUUGUUAAGCAAGGAGACUUGUUAAGGAGUGCUGUGGUGCUGGUUGAAGCCAUAGGCUUCCCUCUGUAGCCUUGCCGUUUGCAGUGUCUGCUGGGGAAGAACAUUCCCCGCCUGACUGGGUGGGCCGGGCCCAGGCGCGCUCCUCCUCCAAGGCUGUAGGUUAACCCCUGCCCAUCUUUUUCCCAGGCCCCCGGCCCUCCCGCUGACAGAGGAGGGGGACGACGUGGAGCCAUGAAGCAGAUGGUGAACCUCUACCUCCUGGGCAUGGUGCUCACACUCCUCUCUGUCUUCGUGCGAGUGAUGGAGUCCCUGGAAAGCUUGCUGGAGAGCCCAGUGCCUGGCAACUCCUGGAACCCCAGAGGCCAGCUCACCGGCCCGGAACCUCCUAGGGGUCUUCCUGACCACCCACCCCGAGGGAUGCGAUAGCAUCCCCCAUGUCCCACCCAGUGUGUUGGCUGGGAAUGGUGACCUCAACGUGUCCAGCCAGCUAGCCAGCGAGCUCAGAGCACUCAUGCUGCCAAGCCAACUCAAGUUCCUAGGUCUAGGGGAUGGUGUUCAACUGGGUGUGCCAGGCCCUGGGGUGUGACUGUGGCUAUGGGAAGGCGUGAUCUCCCCCAGUGGCCUGCUCUGUGCUUUGCUGUGCCUGUGGUGGGCUCUGCCAUCUUAAAUGGAGACUGAGCUGUUGGCAGGUGCCAAUGCUUCCAGCCAUACUUCCCAGACACCGGCCCAGGGUUCUUCAGACUCAUGGAGUCUUUUGGGGUCAGUUUAUUUAGUGUUCAACAUUAGAUAGUAGUUGAAGAGGAAUGUGGAUUGUCUGCAGGGAGGAGGGACGUGGAGUGUUCCGUGUCCAGCUCUGUUUGUUUCACAGGGUUCUGUUCUCCCUCCAGCAUUGUGUGUGUGUGUGAAGGAAGGGGUGGUGGGGUGACAGAGCCUGCUGCGGGGACUACAGCAUUAUGGCCACCAUGUGGCUCAAAUGAAUUUUUCUAAUGCAAUA
Messenger RNA from Ochotona curzoniae (black-lipped pika), 1451 nucleotides. RefSeq names its product hypoxia inducible lipid droplet associated (gene HILPDA). Gene Ontology annotation, cellular component: lipid droplet. The coding region runs from base 689 to 883 and encodes 64 amino acids. The record is from RefSeq and is a predicted model, not a curated record. The transcript has a single exon. Gene Ontology annotation, biological process: autocrine signaling; positive regulation of cytokine production; positive regulation of cell population proliferation. NCBI's taxonomy places the organism in Eukaryota, Metazoa, Chordata, Mammalia, Lagomorpha, Ochotonidae.